Molecule: messenger RNA, 1554 nt
Organism: Penicillium oxalicum
Lineage: Eukaryota; Fungi; Ascomycota; Eurotiomycetes; Eurotiales; Aspergillaceae
Product: MATE family efflux transporter
Exons: 2
Coding region: 1-1554 (517 amino acids)
Biological process (GO): xenobiotic detoxification by transmembrane export across the plasma membrane
Cellular component (GO): membrane
Molecular function (GO): xenobiotic transmembrane transporter activity; antiporter activity
Source: RefSeq, a predicted model, not a curated record
AUGCCUCGUUUGAGUAACCAUGCCAAUCGGCAUGCGCCUGAACCUCAGAAGAAGUCUCACGACGAUGACCAAACCCCGCCAAGUGAAUACACGUCACUGCUGCCUAAGCCACUUCCAGACCCAGAGGAUGUGCUGCAGGGAGACAACAUUGGCUUUGAGGAUGAUAGUAAUCCCAUACGCCUGCGACAACUCCUGACCGAAUUUUGGACACUCACCAUCAACUCUGUCCCGGUGAUCGUGGCCUACACUUUACAGAUGAGCCUGCAGACAGCUACCGUCGUGAUCAUCGGGCAUUCCUCACCGAUGAAUCUUGCGGUCAGCGCUUUCUCGAUGAUGUUCGCGCUCGUCACCGGGUGGAUGAUCGCUCUUGGUGGGACAACAGCGCUGGACACGCUCGCUUCCUCCACGUUCACGGGGAGCGGCAACAAACAUGACCUGGGGAUUCUGCUUCAACGGGCAUUUCUCGUUCUGGGAAUGAUGUAUAUCCCCGUUGCUGUGCUGUGGGUGUGCUCCAAUUCGUUUUUCCAAGCGCUCGGACAGGACCCAGAAUUGUCGUAUCAGACCUCUCGUUUUUUGACAGCACUGGUCCCGGGUGGUCUGGGGUACAUUUAUUUUGAGACGAUGAAGAAAUACUUGCAAGCACAGGGUAAGUCACCCGGUACUGUUCACGGAAUCAUGAGAGCCGGAACCUAUGUUCUCAUGAUCACAUCGCCACUUAAUGCGGGCCUGUGUUAUUGUCUGUGUUAUAAUUUCAAUUUUGGAUUGAUGGCCGGUCCGAUUGCCGCGGGAAUCUCGUACUGGCUGUCGUUUUUCUUGUUAGUGUUGUACGCGCGCUUCAUCGCUGGGUCUGAAUGCUGGGGUGGCUGGUCAAGGAAAGCAUUUGAGAACCUGGGGACUUUUGCGAAGCUCGCUAUCCUGGGAUUCUUCCACGUUGGCACAGAGUGGUGGGCGUUUGAGAUUGUUGCCCUGGUCGCCGGACGACUAGGGACUAUUCCACUCGCCGCACAGAGUGUGAUCAUGACGGCAGAUGGCAUUCUCAACACCAUUCCCUUUGGCCUGGGAGUUGCAACCUCAUCGCGGUUGGGCAAUCAACUCGGUCUGCGCAAUGCCAAAGGUGCCUCAGUGACUGCUCACUCCUCGGCAGUCUUGUCUAUCAUCUAUGGCGCAGUGGUCUUGACAGUCCUUAUGGCAACUCGCGACCACUUUGCGAAGAUCUUUAACAACGAUCCUCGUGUUGUUGAUCUGGUGGCUGAGAUCAUGCCGUAUGUGGCACUGUUCCAGAUUGCGGAUGGACUGAAUGGAAGUUGUGGUGGAAGUCUUCGAGGCAUGGGACGACAACAUCUCGGUGCGGCAGUCAAUAUCGUAAGUUAUUACUGCUUUGCUCUGCCCUUGGGCAUUUAUCUAGCGUUCCAUGGUUGGGGACUUAAGGGUCUCUGGGUCGGGCAGUGUAUUGCGCUUUACUGUGCUGGAAGCCUGGAAUGGCUUCUGGUUGCGUUGACACAGUGGGACUCACAGGUUGAAAUUGCUUUUAGCAGGAUGGAUCCCUCUCAUUAG